Messenger RNA from Amphimedon queenslandica, 1071 nucleotides. RefSeq names its product heat shock 70 kDa protein-like. The annotation marks the transcript as partial. Lineage: Eukaryota; Metazoa; Porifera; Demospongiae; Haplosclerida; Niphatidae. The transcript has a single exon. The record is from RefSeq and is a predicted model, not a curated record. Gene Ontology annotation, molecular function: ATP binding; ATP-dependent protein folding chaperone.
CAGAUCAUUGAACACGAUCUCUCUCAUUCUACUGAAGCUGCCAUUGAGAUUGAUGCUCUAGUGAACGGAGAAGAUUUCGAAUCAUCUUUAACACGAGAUCAGUUCAAUGAAAUCAAUUCUGAUCUGUUCAAACGCUGCCUUCAACCGGUCGACCGUGCCCUAGCCGACGCCCACCUGACCCCUGCUGGUAUUGAUGAAGUGGUUCUGAUUGGUGGGUCUACUCGAAUCCCUAAAAUACAAGAACUUUUGGCGGAUAAAUUCCCGGGAAAACCACUCAGUAAGCGGAUCAAUCCUGAUGAGGCAGUAGCUAUGGGGGCGGCUAUUCAAGGAGCUAAUCUAUCUCAGAGUAUUGAAGAGAAGAACUCUCGUCUCUCCGGCAUCACCCUAAUGGACGUAGCUCCAAUGAGCCUGGGUAUUGAACUGGCCAGUGGGAAGAUGAGUACUUUAAUUCAGCGAAAUACCACAAUACCUUACUCUCACUCAAGGACCUAUAAGAAUAAUGAAGACUAUCAGACCGAGGCGACCAUUGAAGUGUUUGAAGGAGAAGAGAAGACGGCUAAGAAGAACAGGCUACUGGGUCGGUUUAUAGUACCUGGACUACCACCCAGACCAAGGGGACAGGUUGAAAUACCUGUUGCCUUCUCUCUUGACGUUAACGGGGUCCUUGAGGUGAGCGCUUACGUGAAAGGGGAACAAGGAACCAAGAAGAGUUUAGUGAUAAAGAAAGACAAAGGUCUCCUAACUGAGGAGGAGAUUAAGAAGAGAGGGAAGGAGUUACAGGACUGGGAGAGAAAGUGUCGUACUAAUAAAAUUAACUAAUAAAUGACAAAUAAUUAUUGCUUUCUAUUAUAAUCGUUUAAAUGUUUUAAUAAUUAUUACUGAGUGCUAUAUAUAGUAUAAUUAAUAACAACAAUAAUGACAAUAAAACUGAAUUCAAUGUAAUAAAGAGAGACAGAUACUGAUUAACAUACAGAACAAAUACAUCAUUGUAUUUAGAAAUGAUGAUGAUUAUUAUUAGUUUGUGAUUCAAUGUGGUAUCUCUUGAAAUUUAGCCCAAACAUUGUCAACAAA